Molecule: messenger RNA, 146 nt
Organism: Dentiscutata heterogama
Lineage: Eukaryota; Fungi; Glomeromycota; Glomeromycetes; Diversisporales; Gigasporaceae
Source: the annotation of a GenBank genome assembly
AAAAUUUUCUGUGAUCCUUCUAUCAAAAGAAACAACGAAUUAACCAAAGAUAUUGGAAUUAGAAAUCAAGAAUCUCAAAAAUUUGGCCAACAAGGAACCCAUGAAACUUAUAAAAAACUAAGCUCGGGCCAUCAAAGUGCAAGAUG